GUGUGGGAUUAGGGUUUCGCUGGUCGCAAAGCUGGAUACGCACAGAGAAGACCGCUAUGGAAGCAGCGACGACCAAGACUAUGACUCCUCAUACCGCCAUUCCAGAGGCCCCUCUCGCUUCUCCGACGCUCCUCUGAACCACCACCACAACAACUCUCGCCGCCGUCCUUCCGAGAGCCCUCCCCGCCGCUCUCCCGCCGGCGAAGGAAUCCGGCCGGCGGGAGGCGGAGGCUUUGGCUUGGUCUCUGGCCAGAAGCGAGGGUUUCCUUUCUUUGGACGUGGAGGUUCUCCAGAUCGUUUUGAUAGAGUCAGUUUCGCAAAGCUUUUUGUUGGAUCAGUCCCGAGGACCGCCACUGAGGAAGAUAUUCGACCACUGUUUGAAGCACAUGGAGAUGUGAUAGAGGUUGCUCUGAUUAAAGAUAGGAAAACAGGACAACAACAAGGUUGUUGUUUUAUAAUAUAUGGAUCUACAGAAGAAGCUGAUCAGGCUAUUAGAGCUUUGCAUAAUCAACAUACUCUUCCUGGGGGUGUAGGUCCUAUCCAAGUUCGAUAUGCAGAUGGCGAGCGAGAGCGUCUUGGUGCAUUAGAGUACAAAUUGUUUGUGGGAUCAAUGAACAAACAAGUAACGGAAAAGGAAAUUGAGGAGAUUUUUUCACAAUAUGGUCGGGUGGAAGAUGUUUACCUCAUGCGUGAUGAUUUGAAGCAAAGUCGUGGAUGUGGAUUUGUUAAGUACUCUCACAGGGAGAUGGCAUUAGCAGCUAUAAAUGCCCUUAACGGAUGCUACACAAUGAGAGGUUGCGAUCAACCAUUAACUGUCCGGUUUGCUGAUCCUAAAAGGCCCAAGCCUGGAGAUUCAAGGGGUGGUCCGGCAUUUGGAGGCCCAGGUUUUGGUCCUCGAGUUCAAGGAUCAGGACCCAGACCAGUACCUUAUUUUGGUGAUCCUAUGAGGGAUAUAAUUUCUCCUAAUGCUUGGCAUCCGAUGAGUCCGCCAAACUUGGGUCCAUCAUCUCAUGGCUUUGGAGGCCAGUUGCAUCCAAGGUCUGGUGACAUGAGAUUACCUGUUAAUGUGGGUGGCCAUGGCGGUCCUGCAGAUAGUCUCCUACCUGUGGUGUCAUCAUCUUCAACAUUUCAACAGGGUUUUAGCCAGCCCAUGCCACAAUUAGCUCCAGUUGGUCAGCAAAUAUCUCCAUUACAGAAGCCUAUUCAAUCACCUCAGCAAGUACCACCUUCCCUUCAACUGUAUCCUCCAACUCAAGCAUCUUAUUCACAGGCACAACCCUCUCUUGCAUCUCUACAGCAGCUUGGUCAACCACAGAUUCUUUAUUCUUCAGGUCCAACAGUCACAAGCCAACCACUACCGUCACAACAGUUACUUGGUUCAAAUGGACAACCACCCAUUUCUCAUCCUCAGGUCCAGCCGAGCAUGGCCUCUGCUAUAGCACUUCAAUCCCCUCCAAACAAGAACUUACAAUCCGUUCCUGCUGCUCCUGUCCAGCAACAACAACAACAACUUCAGCCUCUUCAGCGAUCACCUUCGCAGUUAGCUCAGAUGCUCUCACAACAGAAGCAAGCUCUUCAGGCAAGCUUUCAGUCAUCUCGGCAGGCAUUCUCUCAGCUGCAACAGCAGUUACAGUUGAUGCAACCAUCAAAUCAGGGCGUGAUCUUGCAGCAGAGUUCUCAGAAUACCAAACCGCAGCAGCAACAGUGGGCAGGAGCUGCUGCGCAGACCGCCGCAAGCUUAUCUGCCACUACAGCAUCUGUAGAUGUGCCUUCAUCCACAUCUGCUGCCCCUGCCGUUCCUGUAAAAUGCCCUUGGACAGAACACAUCUCCCCAGAUAAUUACAAAUACUAUUACAACAGCGUAACUGGUGAAAGCAAGUGGGAGAAACCUGAGGAGUUGAUAUUGUAUGAGCAACAGCAGCAGCGGCAGAAGGCAGCAGUUUUGCAGAAUCAAUCCCAGUUAUACCCUCAACGUCCUACUGCGCAGCAAGUUUCACAAACACCGCAAAUUCAGCUUCAACCUCAGUUCCAAAUGCAGGCUCAACAGCAAUUUCAACAGCCCUCUUUAUAUUCGACGUACCAGGCUUCUGGAAUAAUGGGCCAUCAAAAUAUUCAGGGCUACACACAAUUACAAUGGGCGGCCAGCUCAGGGCAGCAGGCUGCUCAAGAGUGGAUGUGGAAAAGUAACCAAGCAGGAUCUGGAGGAGCUUGAAGAAGAUUAGAAUUUGAGGUGGCUGCCUCACAUGGGCAAGAGACGAGGCAAAAGAUGAUGAGUGUUUAAAACGAUUUUUGAGCUUACAAGUGUUAAAAUGUAACAUGUAGCUUUAGUAGGAAUUAAUUUUUCGUUUUCAUUCUCAUUAGUUAGUCUCUCUCUCCCAAUCUCUCUCUCUC
Morus notabilis is the source of this 2391-nucleotide messenger RNA. RefSeq names its product flowering time control protein FCA. The record is from RefSeq and is a predicted model, not a curated record. The transcript is spliced from 19 exons. Gene Ontology annotation, biological process: positive regulation of mRNA splicing, via spliceosome. Gene Ontology annotation, molecular function: RNA binding; protein binding. Gene Ontology annotation, cellular component: spliceosomal complex. Lineage: Eukaryota; Viridiplantae; Streptophyta; Magnoliopsida; Rosales; Moraceae. The coding region runs from base 611 to 2212 and encodes 533 amino acids.